Zea mays is the source of this 1552-nucleotide messenger RNA. RefSeq lists its product as uncharacterized. The transcript is spliced from 2 exons. The record is from RefSeq and is a predicted model, not a curated record. Bases 153 to 875 code for a protein of 240 amino acids. Lineage: Eukaryota; Viridiplantae; Streptophyta; Magnoliopsida; Poales; Poaceae.
GCCUUGGCCCGCUCGCGCGCGCACCUGCCGCUUCCCCCUUCCCCGCCAGGCGCCAUCCCGACCUUUAUUCCCGCGCGCCCCGGCCAGCUCGCGACGCACCGCAGGACGAGCUCCACCCACCAGACCACGAAAACCCAACCAGCUGCCCCGCCAUGCCCGACACCGAAGGCGGCCACCACCGCGGCGACGCUGCCGUUGCCCGCCAGCUGGAUCUCGUGGCACCUCCCGCUGCACCGGCCACCACCAGCAGCAGCCGUGCCACUACCACUGCCACUGCCACUGCCACCGCCCGUCACGACGAUGAGGAGGAGGACGGAUUCACCUUCGCCGCCGUCGCCGUGCCGUGCCCCGUGUACGCCGUCUUUGGCCGCCCACGGUGGUCGCCGCAGAAGCAGCGUCAACAGGAGGAGGAGGAGGAGGAGGAGGGGCCCGCUGGCACGGGCGCGGCCACCGCGCGGCGGGUGCCGCUCGGGCGGCUCCUCCUGGAGGAGCGGUGGUGCGACGACGGCGCACCGUCGGUGUCGGGGAAACAGCCCGCGGACGCCGCCGAGGCCGAGCUCGACGGCGUGCCGGCGGAGACCUACUGCCUGUGGUCUCCCGCGUCGCCAGCAGCAGGAUCUUCUCGGCGGGCGUCCCCCGCGCGCUGCCGGACGAGAGGAUCAGCCGGUUUGUCGGUCCUCCGGUGGCAGCGGCAGCGGCGGGUCGCCGCCGGCAAGGACAAGUUCGUGUUCCUGGCCGGCGCCGGCGAAGGACACGGGAGCGCCGCCAGGGGUGGCGGCAAAUCGACGACGACGACGUUCCUCCCGUGGAAGCAAGAUCUUGUCGGGCUGGUUGCGAGCGCCAUCACCUUCCGCCCGAGCUGCCAGCCGUUCUGAAAAUUGGCGGCGGCGACGGCGGCAGUGUUCGCUGUAUUUACCACGUGCGGGGGCAUCACCGGCUCACCGCACGCUCUGCAGGUGGGUUGAGAGCUGGCGUCCAUUGUGUGCCGCCCACGCCCUCUCCCACUGCACUAAUCCGGGCCCAUCUCGCUUCAAAACCUGAUCCAAACUAGUGAUAUUGUUUUACUACUGCAUGUGAUUGCGGAAUUGGUUCGCAGAGCUUCAUUUACUGUUAUCACCUCCGGUCGCACUCAAUCUACAUUAAACUAAAAGAUCGGAGGGCUAGUUUAGGUACUCUAGUAUUAACCACAAUUCAUACUUAUUGAGAUGGAUUGAAGUGUAUCUCAACACAUGUGGAUUGAGCUAAAUAAUAGAAAAUUUGAAGAGGAUUUAAUCCCCUUCUAUUUAUUUUAACUAGAAAGAUAUUUAAUCCACUCAAAUACCUUUCAUGCUCUCACUAACUGAAUAAGCCUUAGGCUGCGUUCGUUUGUUCAGGAUAGGGGCAGGAAUGGUUCCAGACGAUCAAAGCCUAUACAAAUUAGAUAAGCAUUCCUGGUUGGAUUGGUUUUAGGUCACGAUUCCGGAACAAACGAACACACCCCAGAUCCGUUCCGUUGAUGCACUCUCGUCGGCAGUCGGUACUAGCCAAAGCGCGUCCACGUCCAUCCCACGGA